UAGACGUAGGACGAAUUUGUUGACCUCCACCAAUCAACUUUCGCCACGCCGUUUCAGCCGUUUUAAUAAACCUUUUUCCACCGGCAUUGAAGUAGUUUUGUGACAAACGUGAGAAAAUACAGAUAGAUUUGUGGUACAAGUUUCUCGUGCUCUUUUGAUAUACGUGUGCUUUCCAUUGAUUCUUUUCGAUUGAGUCUUUUUCCCUGAAAGUGAGAAUUAUAAACAACCAGAUAUGAAGAUCGUUACGAGGUUAGCAGCAUUAUUGCUGCUUGUGAUAACAUUGGUUUCUUCCAAAAGUGAAGAUAAAGAAAGUUUGGGUACGGUUAUAGGAAUUGAUCUUGGAACCACUUACUCAUGCGUUGGUGUCUUUAAAAAUGGUCGUGUAGAAAUCAUUGCUAAUGAUCAGGGUAAUCGAAUUACACCUUCUUAUGUUGCCUUUACUGCUGAAGGAGAACGAUUAAUUGGAGAUGCUGCUAAGAAUCAACUGACCUCUAAUCCUGAAAACACAGUUUUUGAUGCUAAGCGUCUUAUUGGAAGAGAAUGGUCAGAUCCGACUGUCCAAAAAGAUAUUAAAUACUUCCCAUUUAAGGUUAUUGAAAAAAACAGCAAGCCACACAUUAGGGUACAAACCAAGGAUGGCGAGAAGACUUUUGCUCCUGAAGAAAUUUCUGCCAUGGUGUUAUCAAAGAUGAAGGAAACGGCUGAAGCUUAUUUGGGAAAGAAAAUAAAGAAUGCUGUCGUUACUGUCCCGGCUUAUUUCAAUGAUGCCCAGCGACAGGCUACUAAAGAUGCUGGUGUCAUUGCUGGAUUGAAUGUUCUCCGAAUCAUAAAUGAGCCAACUGCUGCUGCCAUUGCUUAUGGCCUCGACAAAAAGGAAGGCGAAAAGAAUAUCUUGGUUUUUGAUUUGGGAGGUGGUACUUUUGAUGUAUCCUUGCUUACCAUUGAUAACGGUGUCUUUGAAGUAGUAGCUACAAAUGGAGACACUCAUCUUGGUGGUGAAGAUUUUGACCAGCGAGUUAUGGAACAUUUUAUUAAGAUAUACAAAAAGAAGACUGGGCAUGAUAUUAGAGGAGAUAAUCGAGCUGUACAGAAACUAAGACGUGAAGUUGAGAAGGCUAAGAGAACUUUAUCUACUGCUCAUCAAGCUAGAAUUGAGAUUGAAUCUUUUUACAAAGGAGAAGAUUUCAGUGAAACGUUAACAAGAGCCAAAUUCGAAGAACUUAAUAUGGACUUAUUCAGAUCUACCAUGAAACCAGUUCAGAAAGUACUCGAAGAUGGUGAUUUACAGAAAAAGGAUGUUGAUGAAAUUGUUCUUGUUGGUGGCUCUACUCGUAUUCCCAAGAUUCAGCAACUGGUCAAAGAAUUCUUUAAUGGCAAGGAGCCAACUCGAGGCAUCAACCCUGAUGAAGCUGUUGCAUAUGGUGCUGCUGUUCAAGCUGGUGUAUUAAGUGGUGAUGAAGAUACAGGUGAAUUGGUUCUUCUGGAUGUAAACCCUUUGACUCUUGGAAUUGAAACUGUUGGUGGAGUAAUGACAAAAUUGAUCCCAAGGAACUCUGUCAUUCCUACCAAGAAAGCCCAAAUUUUCUCGACUGCUUCUGACAACCAAAAUACUGUAACCAUUAAGGUCUAUGAAGGAGAACGUCCUAUGACUAAGGAUAACCAUCUCCUUGGUUCCUUUGAUUUAACUGGUAUUCCUCCAGCACCACGAGGUGUCCCUCAGAUUGAAGUGACCUUUGAAAUUGAUGUUAAUGGCAUCCUGAAGGUUUCAGCAGAAGAUAAAGGAACUGGGAACAAGGAAAAGAUCACCAUUACUAAUGAUCACAAUAGGUUGAGUCCUGAACAGAUUGAAAAAAUGAUCAAAGAUGCUGAACAGUUUGCUGAGGAUGACAAGAAAAUCAAAGAAAAGGUUGAGGCCAAGAAUGAAUUAGAAUCGUAUGUCUACUCAUUAAAGAAUCAGCUUGGUGACAAGGAGAAAAUGGGUGGAAAGUUGAGCGAUGCUGAUAAGGAAAAGAUUGAAGAGGCCUUGGAAGAAAAAAUCAAAUGGAUGGAAAGCAAUCCAGAUGCUGAUGCAGAAGAAUACAAGUCGCAGAAGAAAGAGGUUGAAGAAAUUGUUACUCCCAUCGUUUCUAAGCUAUACGGUGAUGGUGGUGCACCACCACCUCCACAGUCGGAUGAUGAAGACCUUAAGGAUGAAUUAUAAGAACUAAUUUUUUAAUUUAAUAGUUUUUGAAAUAUGGACUUGUAAAAGGACUCGAUUCUUCACCUUUCAGUCAUGGACUUGUACAUUCAUCUGACACUUGUCCACAUCAUCUGUAGGUUUUGUACAUAGAUCAGAUCAUAUGAACUAUUUAUACAACUUUUUGUUUUUUAUGUUAAGUUAUUGAAAUAAAGAAAGUUGUUUUAUAA
Molecule: messenger RNA, 2406 nt
Organism: Argiope bruennichi
Lineage: Eukaryota; Metazoa; Arthropoda; Arachnida; Araneae; Araneidae
Product: endoplasmic reticulum chaperone BiP-like
Exons: 8
Coding region: 233-2200 (655 amino acids)
Biological process (GO): cellular response to unfolded protein; protein refolding; endoplasmic reticulum unfolded protein response
Cellular component (GO): endoplasmic reticulum lumen; nucleus; membrane
Molecular function (GO): ATP hydrolysis activity; ATP-dependent protein folding chaperone; heat shock protein binding
Source: RefSeq, a predicted model, not a curated record